Odocoileus virginianus texanus is the source of this 987-nucleotide messenger RNA. It is a transcript of the gene CRIP3, whose product is annotated as cysteine rich protein 3. NCBI's taxonomy places the organism in Eukaryota, Metazoa, Chordata, Mammalia, Artiodactyla, Cervidae. The record is from RefSeq and is a predicted model, not a curated record.
UACACUGUGCGGCGCCUGCAGCUCAGAGCGGAGCCAUGAGCUGGACCUGCCCGCGUUGUCAGCAACCCGUUUUCUUUGCAGAGAAAGUGAGCUCCCUGGGCAAGAACUGGCACCCAUUCUGCCUGAAAUGUGAGCACUGCCACAGCGUCCUGUCCCCAGGAGGGCAUGCAGAGCACAACGGAAGGCCGUAUUGCCACAAACCAUGCUAUGGGGCUCUCUUUGGACCCAGAGGGGUGAACAUUGGUGGUGUGGGCUCCUACCUCUACAAACCUCCCAUUCCCACACCUGCCAGCACCACUCACCUUAGCCCCAGCAGCUUCAGCCCCCCCAGGCCCAGGACUGGCCUCCCUCAGGGCAAGAAAAGCCCUCCCCACAUGAAGACAUUCACUGGGGAGACCUCAUUGUGCCCGGGCUGUGAGGAACCUGUCUAUUUUGCUGAGACGGUGAUGUCUUUGGGCAGAAAUUGGCACCGACCCUGCCUGAGGUGCCAGCGGUGCCGGAAGACCCUGACUGCUGGAAGUCACGCUGAGCAUGACGGCGCCCCCUACUGCCACAUUCCCUGCUAUGGCUACCUGUUUGGCCCCAAAGGUGUGAACAUUGGUGAUGUGGGCUGCUACAUCUAUGACCCCGUGGAGAUAAAAUCUAAAUGAAAUACUCACAGGAGAGGUCACACUAACCCAGGUCGUCCAUCAACCCCUCUGUGGUCCAGUGGAAGCUACAGAGUUUUCUAGUCCCAUGAGAGUGGGAGAAGGUGGGAUUCUGGCGGCCUGGGCCUAGGCUCCAUGGUAGACCAGAGUCUACACUUUCUCUGCCAACUCCUCCCUCUCCCAUUCCUAUCUGGUCAGGGGACACAGGCCCACCUGUGUCCUACCUGAAGGGUAGCCUCUUGGUCUUUCCAAUCCCUUGACCCAGAAAAUUCUGUAACUUCAAGGUACUCAUAAAACUUGUGUUUAUUUUUGCUUCUCCAAUAAAAUGUUGGCUCCCAUG